CUAGACGCUCGAGGCCUGCCUCUCUGGAGCGCUGGUUGGUGAUGGUUGCUGUCCGUCGGAGCGGCCGCCACCGCCGAUUGGGCAGCAGCUAGUUUCGCACGCUGAGUCUGAGCCCUGCCGCGCCGGACCCCCUAGCGGAGCAGGGACAGUCUCGGACCGGCGUGGGCAUUAGGAGCACCGCGGUCUGGGUGGUGCGGGCUGCCGGACCCGGCUGCGGAGCGCUGUCCGAGCGGCGGCUGGGCAGCACGGCGAUGAUCCUCGAGGAGAGGCCGGACGGCCAGGGCGCCGGAGAGGAGAGCGGCGUCCGCAAGGGCUGUGACCCCCUGAUGCAGACGCAGCAUGGCAGGCUGCAAAGCCGCAGGGCCCGGAUCUACCAGCAGAUCAGCAAGGAGCUGCAGAUGCGGACAGGCGCCGAGAACCUCUACAGAGCCACCAGCAACCACCGGGUCAGGGAGACAGUCGCCCUGGAGCUGAGCUAUGUCAACGCCAACCUGCAGCUGCUGAAGGAGGAGCUGGAGCAGCUUGAUGGCAGCGUGGACACGUGCCGGCAUGGGAGUGAAGGUGUUGCUGCCCCCAUGAUCCCCCUGGGUCUAAAGGAGACCAAGGAACUGGACUGGGCCACACCCCUAAAGGAGCUGAUCUCGGGGCACUUUGGAGAGGACAGCACCUCCUACGAGGCAGAGAUCAGGGAGCUGGAGGCCCUGCGGCAGGCCAUACGGAACCCCAGCCGGAACGAGGCAGGCCUGGAGCUGCUGGCAGCCUACUACAACCAGCUCUGCUUCCUGGACGCGCGCUUCCUCACCCCCGCCAGGAGCCUGGGGCUCUUCUUCCACUGGUACGACUCGCUCACGGGGGUCCCGGCCCAGCAGCGUGCCCUGGCCUUCGAGAAGGGCAGUGUGCUCUUCAACAUUGGCGCCCUCCACACGCAGAUCGGGGCACGCCAGGACCGCUCCUGCGCUGAGGGCACCAGCCGCGCCGUUGAGGCCUUCCAGAGGGCUGCUGGGGCCUUCAGCCUCCUGAGGGAGAACUUCUCCCAUGCGCCGAGUCCGGAUAUGAGUGCUGCCUUGCUCUGCGCACUGGAGCAGCUCAUGGCUGCCCAGGCCCAGGAGUGCGUCUUCGAGGGCCUCUUGUUGCCUGUCCCCGCGGCCCCCAGUGACGGCCCUGCCCAGCUGCGUCUGGCUCAGGAGGCUGCCCAGGUGGCAGCCGAGUACAGGCUUGUGCACCAGACCAUGGCCCAGCCACCUGUCCGUGACUGCAUGCCCGUCUCCUGGAAUGCCCUGGUGUGCGUCAAGGCCGAGUACUUCCGCUCCCUGGCCCACUACCAUGCUGCCGUAGCCCUCUGCGACGGCUCCCUGGUGGCCAAGGGAGAGCUUCCCACGCACAAGCAGGUCUUCCUCCAGCCUCCGGACUUCUGUGCACCCCAAGGACCUGCACUGCCACAGGAGCCCGAGAAGCGCAGGAGACUUGGCAAGGCCCACCUGAAACGUGCCAUCCUAGGGCAGGAGGAGGCGCUACGGCUGCACGCCGUGUGCCGCGUCCUGCGCGAGGUGGACCUGCUGCAGGCUGUAGUGGCCCAGGCGCUGCGGCGCUCACUGGCCAGGUACUCAGAGCUCGACUGUGAGGAUGACUUCUGCGAGGCUGCUGAGGCCCCCGACAUCCAGCCUAAGACCCACCACAAACCAGAGGCCAGGACACCCUGCCUGUCCCAGGUGAAGGUGGCUGACAUCUUCCACCGGCUGGGGCCCCUGUCCGUGUUCUCAGCCAAGAACCGGUGGCGACUGGUGGGGCCUGUCCAUGUGACCCGAGGAGAGAAUGGCUUCGGCUUCACGCUUCGGGGAGACUCACCCGUCCUCAUUGCUGCUGUCAUUCCAGGAGGCCAGGCUGCGGCAGCCGGACUGAAGGAGGGUGACUACAUUGUGUCGGUGAACGGGCAGCCAUGCAAGUGGUGGAAGCACACUGAGGUGGUGGCCCAGCUGAAGGGCGUGGGCGAGGCAGGUGUGAGCCUGCAGGUGGUGUCACUGCUGCCCGGCUCGGGGCCACCUGUCGCGGGGGACCGCUGGCCAGCCCUGCUGGGCCCCGGGGGACUUCUGAGGAGCCAGAGGGAGCGAGGUUGCAAGACGCCAGCGCCUGCUCGGGCCAGCCCCCGGCCCCUUCUUGGCUGGAGCCGCAAGGCGAAGCAGGACAAGAGCAGAGACAGUGCCCAGCCCUGUACCCUAGCGGGGGCUGCUGCAACCUCCCCUGACCCACAGGCACUGCCUUCACCCCCUGAGAGCCCAGGGUGGCCGUGAGGGGCCGCUCCUUGUACACCUUGCCAGGUACAGGCUCCAGCUAUCUGGGAGCAGCCGUCAUGCCCUCCCCAAUCCAGAGAACCUUCAGCCGCCCACUGCCUGAGGCUGUGUGGGGUGUGCCUGCCUGCCCAUUAAAGACCAGGAGGAGAAGAGCGGGGUCUGGGCCCAGUGCUGGGGGCUGUGACCAUUUCACCCACACAGGAGCAUCCCAGUCCCCUCUGGGCAGUCCUCACACACCCAAGUCACCAUCUGGAGCAGCAAGGGGUGGGCUGAAGGGGCUUAGCACAGUCUCUGCCUGCAGAGUCCCCGAAGAUGCUGUCCUGGGGAGCCGGGACUGAUGCUGCCCCUGCCACAGGCUCCCUCGGCUGGGCCAUCCCCUGACCACCGUACAGGGUCCUGUCCACCCUGAUGAUGCCCUGGGCAUGGACCCUCCAGUUUCAUCCGUGGCCUGAGUCAAGCUCCCGCCAUUCUAGCUAGACAGGGCUCACCGCUGCACACCUACAGGCCUCCCUUCCUGCCCUGCUCCUGGUCCCCAGGGGGGUGGGCUGAGGACCUGGGCUCCAGGGGGUGCUGACAAGGGCUACGUGGGCAGGUCAGAGCUGCACCCAGGAGAAACCAUGGGAGGGCUCUCCCCUGAGGGCCCCAGGAUCACCCUCCUCCCAGCCCUGGACCAGAACAGGGUUGGCCAGGAGUUGCCCCCAGUGGCCACAAGGGGGCAGCAGCUACCUGCUCAGCAGGCAAGAGGUGGUUCUUCAGGCAGGUGCAGGUUUGGGAAGGGGCAGGUAGCACACCCAGGAAAGCAAGCAGCCCCCCUUGCAGUCUAAGACCCCUGCGCUCUCAUCCGGUCCCUUCCAAGGGUCCCCAGGUGGGAGCAGCCUGCUCUGCAUCAGAGCUCUGGGUCCAGGGUCCUGCGUCUGUCACAUGCGUGUUUCUGCAUUAGUGCCGGUCUUGGGGCAGGGGUAUGUGAGUGUGGGCUAUGGGGGGCUCAGGGGAAAGGCCUGCCUAAGUCUGGGGGCAGCCCGAGUGCUUCCCUCCUCGGGAGAAUCCUGUCUCAGCAGAACGGCCAAGGUCACGGGUCUCCUGAGCACUUAUUAAUUUGAUUAAUAAAACUGUGUGUCAAAGAGGUUAUUACUUGCUAAUCAG
Messenger RNA from Microcebus murinus (gray mouse lemur), 3431 nucleotides. RefSeq names its product rhophilin Rho GTPase binding protein 1 (gene RHPN1). Gene Ontology annotation, molecular function: protein binding. The record is from RefSeq and is a predicted model, not a curated record. NCBI's taxonomy places the organism in Eukaryota, Metazoa, Chordata, Mammalia, Primates, Cheirogaleidae. Gene Ontology annotation, biological process: negative regulation of stress fiber assembly; signal transduction.